Messenger RNA from Rhododendron vialii, 953 nucleotides. RefSeq lists its product as uncharacterized. The record is from RefSeq and is a predicted model, not a curated record. NCBI's taxonomy places the organism in Eukaryota, Viridiplantae, Streptophyta, Magnoliopsida, Ericales, Ericaceae. The transcript is spliced from 2 exons. Bases 35 to 526 code for a protein of 163 amino acids.
CAUUUUGCGGAGGUGGACUAAAUCAGCAAAAGCUAUGAGAGUUGAAGAUGACUUGGGUGGGUCCGUCAAAGAAAUAUGCGACACUUCUUUGUUAGAGAGGCGAAAUAAUCUCUUCCAACUUGCUUCUAACGUAAUUGAUGACGCCGUAUUAACUGAAGAUGGAACUCAAAUUUUGGAAGAAGCUUUGUGUUCGGUUCAAAAGAAGUUAUGUUCCAUGAAUUUUGGAAGCGAAGAUGGCAAAGCAAGUGCUAUCCAAGUGUCUAUUCCUCAUGAACAAAGUUUCAAAGAACCGCUUAAAGUUAGGGCAAAGGGUUGUGGUAAGAGAUUGAAGGGAGGAAAAGAGAAGGCGGUCAAGAAGAGUAGGCAUUGUAACGGUUGUGGGUUAACCGGACAGUCGCAUGACAAAAGGAACUGUCCAAAACUUCAAAACAUAUCUUCUCAAGAUAUUAGGUUGAAUGAUGACGACGACGACGACGACAUGGACUUUGUCGAUGAUUGUAAGUGUUCAUUUAAAUUAAUUCUUUAGUUGUUUGAAUUGUAAUUCUUGUCUUUUGUUUCUUGUAUUGAUAUUAUUAUCUAUUCGUGUUUCAAGAUGGGAGAAUUGAGCCUGCUAGAAUAGUAUUUUGGUUUUGCUGAUUGUUAGGAGUAUGAUCAAAAUGGAGUCUUAUUUUGGAGAAACUUGCUAGAUGGAAAUGCAAUAUUUAUGGCGGGUUUUGAUCAUCAAUGUAACUUGGGAGAGACUUGUAUUUUUGGUGUAACUUUGGCUUCUUCUUUUUUUUUUUUUGUGAAACUGCAUUCAUGAGUAUUAGCUUUCGUCACUGGGUUCUUUUGUCAUUUGAUUCCGGGUUUGUAACUGUAGCUUUCGUCAUUGAGGUUUUUUUUUUCCUGUAACUGGAUACUUGUGCUACUGGACUUGUUUUAUGGAAUGAGAACAUGGGAAAAACCCAAAAUGU